UAGCAGCGUCAUCGACAUCGGGAAACUUCCGAAAAACAUGUCGUCUAACGUGACCGAAAGAGCUCUGCAAAUCCUGCGCUAUUUACCGCGCGUCUCCAUCUCCAACUUGCGAGACACUCCGGGAAGCACGUACGUCACCGCCGGUAUGAUGACCCGUGGCCAGCGGUUCCAGGCGCUGCACCCUCACAAGGGCAGCAAGCAGCGCAUGGGCUACGCGCGGCUGGGUUUCGAAGGCGGCCAGUCGCCCUUCUACCUCAAGAUCCCGAUGGAGAACUACAACGAGAAACACCACCUGCGCCGCCAGUACCCGCCGCUGUCCCUCAAACAGCUGCAGCUCCUCAUCGACCUGGGCAGAGUGGACCCCAAGCAGCCGAUCGACCUGGCCACGCUCUGCAACACCAAGAUUUACGACAUCACGCCGAUGGAGCGGCACUUCGGAGUCCAACUGACGGCGGAGGGCAUCGACAACUUCAAGGCCAAGGUGAAUAUCGAAGUCCAGCACGCCAAGGAGCCCGUCAUCGCGGCCAUCGAGAGAAACGGAGGCGUCAUCACGACGGCCUACUUCGACAUCAACAGCGUCACGGCCCUGCGCAACCCCGAGGCCUUCUUCAAGACUGGCAAGCCGAUCCCCAAGAGGAGACUUCCUCCCGAAGACGCCAUCCGGUACUACAGCGACCCGGCCAUGAGGGGCUACCUGGCCGACCCAGCUGAGGUGGCCAAGGAGCGCUUCCUGCUGGCCCAGAAGUACGGCUACGAGCUGCCCGACGUCGCGAGCGACCCCGACGCCGAGAUGCUCAUGGCGCGGAAGGAUCCGCUGCAGGUCUUCUAUGGUCUGCAGCCUGGGUGGGUGGUCAACCUCAGGGACAAGUGCAUUCUCAGGCCGACGGAUCCAGAGUACCAGGAGUACUACAACAGCUGACUUUGAGAUCUUCAUGGGCGUCAUCUCUAGUUGAUGUGUUGUAGAAAUAAUGUUAAAUAAAACCUAAAGAAAAGAUAACUGUCAAGUAAUGGUUAUGUUUUCUAAGGUCCGCCUGUCUGUA
This is a messenger RNA of Ixodes scapularis (black-legged tick), 1040 nucleotides long. It is a transcript of the gene mRpL15, whose product is annotated as 39S ribosomal protein L15, mitochondrial. Lineage: Eukaryota; Metazoa; Arthropoda; Arachnida; Ixodida; Ixodidae. The record is from RefSeq and is a predicted model, not a curated record. Gene Ontology annotation, cellular component: mitochondrial large ribosomal subunit. Gene Ontology annotation, biological process: translation. The transcript has a single exon. Bases 38 to 919 code for a protein of 293 amino acids. Gene Ontology annotation, molecular function: structural constituent of ribosome.